AUGGCCGGGGUUGCCAUCCAUUGGCAAUGCGCGCUAAUCGAACGAACGCUACAGCUGCACUACACAGAGGAGAACGCUGCAGCUGCACUACACAGAGGAGAACGCUACAGCUGCACUACACAGAGGAGAACGCUACAGCUGCACUACACAGAGGAGAACACACUACAGCUGCAACUACACAGAGGAGAACACUACAGCUGCACUAACACAGAGGAGAACACUACAGCUGCACUACACAGAGGAGAACACUACAGCUGCACUACACAGAGGAGAACACUACACUGCACUACACAGAGUACAGCUGCACUCACAGAGAGAACGCUGCACUACACAGAGGAGAACACUACAGCUGCACUACACAGAGGAGAACGCUACAGCUGCCACUACACAGAGGAGAACACUACAGCUGCACUACACAGAGAGAACACUACAGCUGCACUACACAGAGAACACUACAGCUGCACUACACAGAGAGCGCACUACACAGAGGAGGAACGCUACAGCUGCACUGCACAGAGGAGAACACUACAGCUGCACUACACAGAGGAGAACGACACUGCACACAGAGGAGAACACUACAGCUGCACUACACAGAGGAGAACGCUACAGCUGCACUACACAGAGGAGAACGCUACAGCUGCACUACCCAGAGGAGAACGCUACAGCUGCACUACACAGAGGAGACACUACAGCUGCACUACACAGAGGAGAACACUACAGCUGCACUACACAGAGGAGAACACUACAGCUGCACUACACAGAGGAGAACGCUACAGCUGCACUACAGAGAGAACACUACAGCUGCACUACACAGAGGAGAACACUACAGCACUACACAGAGGAGAAACACUACAGCUGCACUACACAGAGGAGAACACUACAGCUGCACUACACAGAGGAGAACGCUACUGCACUACACAGAGGAGAACACUACAGCACUACACAGAGGAGAACACUACAGCUGCACUACACAGAGGAGAACGCUACAGCUGCACUACACAGAGGAGGAACACUACAGCUGCACUACCACAGAGGAGAACGCUACAGCUGCACUACACAGAGGAGAACGCUACAGCUGCACUACACAGAGGAGAACGCUACAGCUGCACUACACAGAGAACACUACAGCUGCACUACACAGAGGAGAACGCUACAGCUGCACUACACAGAGGAGAACACUACAGCUGCACUACACAUGCACUACACAGAGGAGAACACUACAGUGCACUACACAGAGGAGAACACUACAGUGCACUACACAGAGGAGAACACUACAGCUGCACUACACAGAGGAGAACACACUUACAGCUGCACUACACAGAGAGAACGCUACAGCUGCACUACACAGAGGAGAACACUACAGCUGCACUACACAGAGGAAACACUACAGCUGCACUACACAGAGGAGAACGCUACAGACACAGCUACAGCUGCACUACACAGAGGAGAACACUACAGCUGCACUACACAGGGAGAACACUACAGCUGCACUACACAGAGGAGAACGCUACAGCUGCACUGCACAGAGGAGAACACUACAGCUGCACUACACAGAGGAGAACACUACAGCUGCACUACACAGAGGAGAACGCUACAGCUGCACUACACAGAGGAGAACACUACAGCUGCACUACACAGAGGAGAACGCUACAGCUGCACUACACAGAGGAGAACACUACAGCUGCACUACACAGAGGAGAACACUACAGCUGCACUACACAGAGGAGAACACUACAGCUGCACUACACAGAGAGAACGCUACAGCUGCACACACAGAGGAGAACGCUACAGCUGCACUACACAGAGGAGAACUACAGCUGCACUACACAGAGGAGAACGCUACAGCUGCACUACACAGAGGAGAACGCUACAGCUGCACUACACAGAGGAGAACGCUACAGCUGCACUACACAGAGGAGAACGCUACAGCUGCACUACACUGCACUGCACUACACUACACAGAGGAGAAACAUCAGCUGCACUACACAGGUGGAAGUUGAUAAACCAACCAAGUCGUAG
Penaeus vannamei (Pacific white shrimp) is the source of this 2019-nucleotide messenger RNA. RefSeq names its product gastrula zinc finger protein XlCGF26.1. NCBI's taxonomy places the organism in Eukaryota, Metazoa, Arthropoda, Malacostraca, Decapoda, Penaeidae. The record is from RefSeq and is a predicted model, not a curated record.